UGUAUUUGUUUUGUUAUUUUAGUUACCGUGGCGACACUAAUAAUUUUAUCAGUCGCUUCCAAGUGUUGUGUUAUGUUAUGUCUUUCUGUUGGUUAACGUUGACAUACGGCUGCGAGAUAUGGACAACGAUAUUAUCGUACAGGAUCUGGAAUUGCGUUCCCUCAUCGGUUUCGACGGCAACCCGUCCAACGGUCUUAUCCUGCAUCCGGACGGCGUUCACUUGAUCUACCCGCUCGGCACCAACAUAACGGCGUACGACUGGUCGACGAAAAAGCAGAGGUUCUUCGAGGGCCACACCAACGUGAUAUCGGCCGUGGCCGUAUCCAAGUCGGGCAGACUGAUCGGCUCGGGCCAAGUCAACUACAUGGGUUUCAGGUCGCCCAUAAUCGUGUGGGACUUCCAAAGCGGCCAAGUGGUCACCAAGUACGAAUCGCACAAAGUGCGCGUUGAAGCCGUGGCGUUCUCUUGUUGCGAACAGUAUUUGAUAUCGUUGGGCGGCCUCGACGACGGAUCCGUCAUUGUGUACGACGUCGACAAGAAGGAAGUGCUGUGCGGCUCGUCGUCGGUCAAGUCGACGGCGGGCUACACGACGGUGCUUCGUUCCGUUCAUUUGCGCGGCGAAUGCUUCAUAGUGGCCGGCGACAACAUGCUGCGCCUUUGGACGUUGAACAAAGAACAAAGGAACGUACAAGGGCUCGACGCGUCGUUUGCCAAAAUCAAACGGAAAAUACUUUGCGCCGAAAUCGACUACAUGGACGAAUACGCUUACUGCGGCACCAGCACAGGUGACAUAAUGAAGAUCAAGUUGAACUUAUCGCCGGACACCAACGUGACCGCACCGGCCGGUUCGCCGGCUCUGGUCGGCUGUUUCGCCAAGUAUCCGACCAACGUGGGCAAAAAAAAGGCCGGCCGCGCCCCCGCCGUCGAGUUGUACAGCAACGGCGUGACGGCCCUUUAUCUGAUCAUGGACGGCACCGUGGUCGUGGGAGCUGGUGACGGCACCGUGGAGUUGGUCAAACAAAAGCCCAGAGCCGGUGUGAAAAACGACAAAUCGGAAAACCGCCUGGCCACGCCCACGCACCCGCUGUUGGUCGCGUUGAAAUCCACAAACGUCGACUCCACCGUGACCAGCAUACAGCUGAUGAAAAACCUCAUCCUCGUCGGCACCAUUGGCUGCGAGCUGUUCACCGUCAGAACGGACGACUUCCAAGUGACCUGUUUGUUCACGUGCCACACAUCUGUCGUGUACGACUUGGCGUUCCCGCACCGGUACAGCAAAGUGUUCGCCACGGCCAGCAAAAACGACGUGCGCGUGUGGUCGGUGGACACGCUCCAAGAACUGUUGCGCAUCACCGUGCAGAAUUUCACGUGUUCCGGCGUGCUGUUCUCGUACGACGGGUCGCAGAUCGUCACCUCGUGGAACGACGGCAACAUCCGGGUGUUCACGCCGGAAACCGGACGUCUGUUGUACGCCAUCAACAACUGUCACAACAAAGGCGUCUCGGCCAUAGCCAUGGCCAAGGACGGCAAGAAGCUGUUGAGCGGCGGCGGCGAGGGCCAGGUCCGCGUGUGGUCGAUCGACAACACCAGCGGCACGCUGCUGGCCGUCCUCAAAGAACACAAAGGACCGGUCAGCUCGAUCGACGUACACGAGCUGGGCCACGAAGCCGUCACGGCCAGCGCGGACGGCACUUGCGUGGUCUGGGAUAUCGUGCGUUUCACCCGGCUGUCCAUCAUGUUCUCGUCGACCAUUUUCACCAGCGCCAAGUACCAUCCCAACGGCGCCCAACUGCUGACGUGCGGCACCAACAGGUACAUCGGAUUUUGGGAAGCGCUGGACGGGUCGCUGAUUCGCGAAAUCGAAGGCUCGUCGGCGUCCGCUCUCAAUUCGCUGGACGUCACCCCGAAUGGCAGAUACAUCGUCACCGGCAGUUCCGACCAAAUGGUCAAGGUGUGGUUGUACAACGAAGGCGUGCCGACCCACGUCGGCGUCGGUCACGCCGGCGUGGUCACCAACGUAAAGGUCAGUCCCGACGGUAAGUCCAUAGUGAGCACGAGCGCCGACGGCGGCAUAUUCCUGUGGCGUUUUCCGCACGCCGAUACGACGGACGCGUCGUCCCCGAGCCGGAACAGCGUAAGCGGCAGCACGUGCAGCAGCCUACGGGAACAGCAAGCCGACCGUUCCAGGCAAUUGUCGCUGAAGAAAACGAUGCCGGCCAAAAAGGAGAACAUCAACACAAUAUCGAAAACGCAAAAAGUCAAAACGGACAGCAGGCUAGGUGCAGAGUGCGGAGACAACGUUAUGUCCACAGCACAACAAUUGGCCAACACGGCGGUCAAGUGUCUGUGCACCGGAACCUGUUCUUGCGACAACACCGGAAAGAAAUGUAAAUAAUUUCCGGUCAAAUGACAAAAGCGGCAUAUAAUUUUUUACAUUUAACAUUUCUUACAAUUUAAAUAAUCAAAAAUAAAUGCAAAAAGUUUUCUUUAAAAAGUCUCUCGGGCUCCACGGCCAAGAAUAUCAGGAUAUAAUAAUAAUAAUAAAUUACAUUUUAUUUGAACAAUUACAAUUUUAGGCCAGUCAAUAAGUAUAACAUUUUGGCAAAUGGCCGAACUAAUGUCCAUCUAAAUUUGUUUUUCAAAAGCCUUAUUGACAUGAGCAUUUUGGAACGAAGUUCCUUAUCGCGGGUUGGCGAGGGGACCUAGCCGAGAAAAAAUGUUACGAAAACGCGUUAUGAAAACUAUAUGUGGUGCGGUCGAGCGUGAUCGGUUCCCAGGAGUGAGUGGUACCGGGUUCAAAUCCGGCUACCCUCUCAACACUUUUUACAUUUUUUUACAACUUUAUUUUCAACUUUUAUGGUAAUUUAUAUUGCAAUAAGUCUAAAAACGUAUAAAAUAUUUAUAUUUUAUUACUACAAAAUACGUUUUUACCCUUAAAAGUACUUGAUAACUGGCUGAUAACUUGCACUGGCUCUUUAUCUCUCUUCCUUUUUCUCACUAUCUACUGUGAUGCUUGAAACGGUGACUCUCUGACAAAUACAUUUAUGAAUAUAGUUAUUUAUUGCAUCAGUAAUCAAAAUUAAAGAGAGGGGUGGGUAGAGAGAAUGAGAGCUUGGCACGUUAAUGAUUUUUUCUUAUUCCUCACUUCAAAUUCAUUCUCACGUGUUACUGCUUACAAAUUUCUUAUUCCUAAUUAAAAUUCUUUCACCCGUUUUACUACAAGACGUUCGGAACUUGAUAAAGAACAUUAUAAUAUAUUUAUAUUUUUAUUAAAGAAUACAAUUUUCUUUUCGAAACGUUUAAUUUGUCUCUGAACAGUGAUCCUACACAAUCUACGACAAAAUAUAGUACAAUCAUUGAUGCUGUUUUUCCAGAUAUUUGAACAAAAUUGAGUCAAAAAUAUACGUAUCAUAUUUUAGUCAUCAUAAAUCAAUAAUUUCUAUGAUAGAAUGCGAGAUUUAGUAAUAUAUAAUAAUAUACAUAUGAUAAAAAGAUUUUAUAUCAAUCACUUUUUACAAAUUAAUCGAAUGCAACCAUAUGAUAUCUGAACUUUGUUCCUACCGAGGAUCCCGUGACCCACUCAGUUUUUUUUUUAAAGCUCCGGAAAGCGCAAUUUUUUUAACUUUGUUAUUAACUUAUAGUUUCAGUAAGAAAUCAAUUGUAACUUUGGCAUAUUUAAAAAAAAAUUAUAUUUUUUAAUCUUUUUUUUUUUCCUGAUAAUUUUGUUUAUAACUGAUAAAACAAACUUAUUAUUCUUAACGUUUUAAAAAACAAGGCGUUGGUGAGUAGGCAAACUCUCUUACGCUUGUGUAUAUUUGAGCGUAUAUGGCAUCUUUUAGAAUGGUAGUGUAUAUUUAACAAAUAAUCGUACAAUUCCAAUUAGUUUUUUUUUUUAAUUUUCAUAUAGUAUACUUAUUUUGUGUUCACGUAACAGGUUGUGUACUAAAUUUAAAGUUUGUAAACACAUAUUAGUCUUCAAAAUCCACAUUUAUAGGGUUUUGAGUAAUUUUUUUUAUAAUAUAAAAAAUGUUAACAGAUUUAUUUUUCACAGGUCGUGUUGUAAGUAUAUCUUAGACCUAUCUUUAGACUAAUUUUCAGCCAUUAAAUCCUAAAAUUGUGCCAAAAAAAUUCCAACUUCUCCGAGAGGAAUGCAUUUAAAUAUAUGUGUAAUUUUAAUUUAAUCGGAUUUAAUUAAAAAUGUAUUUAAAAUUAAUAAUUGGA
Messenger RNA from Adelges cooleyi (spruce gall adelgid), 4221 nucleotides. RefSeq names its product cilia- and flagella-associated protein 52. Bases 119 to 2395 code for a protein of 758 amino acids. The record is from RefSeq and is a predicted model, not a curated record. NCBI's taxonomy places the organism in Eukaryota, Metazoa, Arthropoda, Insecta, Hemiptera, Adelgidae. Gene Ontology annotation, biological process: cilium assembly. The transcript has 3 exons. Gene Ontology annotation, molecular function: protein binding.